AUGCAUCCGCUCAGCCAAGAAGCGGUCAGCGAGGCCAGGCGCGCUCUGCGUCGAACUCGAAGUCUUCCUCAACUUUCCGAUUCAGGUGUGGCAAGUUGCUCAGGAGUGCACGAGGAUGCAAACGGAAAUGCCACUUCUCCUGCUUCACCGAAAGAACUUAAACAGGCGGAUUUGAGACAGUUAUUGACUUUAAGGCAGCAUUAUUAUCCUGAAGGCGGUUGGGGAUGGGCUAUCUUAAUUACGGCGAUGUUGGCGCAGUGCCUCGCACAUGGUCUGCACGGAUGCAUUGGAAUUUUGAUGGUGGAAAUGAUAAAGAAGUUUGGGCCGGAACAUCAGCAGCGUGCAGGCUGGCUGGGUGCGAUGUCUACGGGCGUAGCUCUUCUUAUAUCGCCUGUGACAAUAGCGUUCUGUAGACGAAAAUCUACGAGAGUGACGGCGGUCAUGGGCGGUUUAAUCACUGCACUAGGAUGCCUCUUCACUUCGUUUGCUUCACAAUUUCAUCAACUAUUCUUCAGUUAUGGGGCUGUCGUCGGCGUUGGCGUUGGCAUAACAAGAGAUUGUUCUACACUAAUGGUUGCCCAAUAUUUCAAAAGACGCAGAGAAUUCGUCGAGAUAUUUAUAGUAUCCGGCAGCGGACUCGGAAUUGCUAUUAUGUCCGCAUUUAUUAAGGGUGCCAUAAGUGCCAUAGGUUGGAGGUUAGGAUUGCAAGCUGUGACCGUAGUGGUAUUUAUAACGUUUAUCUUGGGAACAUUUUAUCGAUCAGCUUCCUUAUAUCAUCCGCAACGGCGAGCAAUUCUUCAUCUCAAGAACCAAAAACGUAAAAUCAAAGACAAAAAUAAAGCAAACGAUGGCCCGCCGUUUUUCGAUUUCAGCACACUUAGGAGCAAGACUGUACGGAUAUUACUGGUAUCUACGGGCAUAAGCGCUUUUGGGAUCAACACACCAAUAUUUUACUUGGCCCACCAAGCCGAAGAAGAAGGUAUAGGAGAUAAGGCAGUUUUUCUGCAAGCGUAUCUUGGAAUGGCUUGGACACUUGGCUGUGCAGCUUUUGGAAUUCUAGUUCUGCACAAUAGCGUCGAAUGUCGAAUAGCAAGACAGUAUUUGUGCCAAGCAGCAGUAUUUGUUUGCGGUCUUUGCAUACUUGCUCUGACAGCUGUGCAUGGAAACUAUCAUGGAUAUGUGAUGUUUGCCUGGAUCUAUGGUAUUUUCUGUGGAGGCUAUCACUACUCUCUAAAAAUGUACACUUAUGAAAGAGUUAGAGCGAGAAAUUUUGCACGUACAUGGGGUUUUGUGCAAUGUUCGCAAGCCAUUCCAAUUGCAAUCGGAGUUCCCAUAUGCGGAUACAUGAAUUUAGGCGUUGGUGUCAAAGCUGGAUACUAUUUCAGUUCUACAUGCGUCUUAGUUGGUAGCUUAGCCUUAUUCUUGAUAGAUUUACACAGACGAAAAAUCUCUAGACAUAAGCAUACAAGAGCUAAUGGUACCCAGCAUCUUUGCAUGUCUGAAACAUGUCCGCAAAGACGUAAACUUUCGUUCAGUCAGGAAGCAGAUAAUGAACCUGCCGCAAAUAUUAUGCUAGGCGCCGAUCUCAUAGCAGGAAUACCAUACGAAAAUGGAGUAGACGGGCUACCAGCUAACAAGCAGGAAUUGACCUGCAUUUCAGAAGAAGGUAUAGCUGAUAUGGAUUUACCAGAUAAUUUAUUGGAUGAUUUGGAUUAUAUAGGAGACUGCAUUACAUCAUGCAAUAAGGUUGAAAACUAUCUAAUGCUGAGCGAAUUCGAAAACAAUUUAAUCGCCGAAACUCCCAUCAUUAUGGACCGCAAAGGAAGACGAUGGUCCUUGGCUCGAGGUCGUUCACAAUCUGGUGGAACUCAUGCAAUAAUUGAAGAAAAUCAAGAAGAAGAAGAAGAAAGUUCUAUACCAGUUUCUCAUAUAGAAAAACAUGAUUGCUGCAACCGCGAUCGAUUCAUUACCGUCAUCGAUGAAGUCGCGGUCGAGGUCUCUUGA
Molecule: messenger RNA, 2004 nt
Organism: Ctenocephalides felis (cat flea)
Lineage: Eukaryota; Metazoa; Arthropoda; Insecta; Siphonaptera; Pulicidae
Product: monocarboxylate transporter 10-like
Exons: 10
Coding region: 1-2004 (667 amino acids)
Biological process (GO): transmembrane transport
Molecular function (GO): monocarboxylic acid transmembrane transporter activity
Source: RefSeq, a predicted model, not a curated record